UAUUUAGUCGAUCGUCAGCAGCACAUCACCACCGAUUCGUUUUAUCAUAAUAUGAUAAUAUUAUUAUAGUACACUCACUAGCGAUAUAGUAUGAAACGCGAUACCUGAAGUCAUCAUCUGAUUUAAUUAGUGGUCACUUAUUGUUUUUGUAACAUUGUUUUCAUAUCUUGUAUCACCGUAAAUUAUCGUAAACACUAAAAAUGCCUGAUUUCGACAGUAUUGGGGAGGACAUUUCACACUGCCAGCCGAAAGUGCAUCUACAGUGGGCUUCCGGGUCGCAGCCGGUCAGGAAGUUGAGCGUUGUGUCGUUGCUGCCUCAAAAGCUGAAAUAUUUCGUCGAAGAUAGCGUGAGGUUAUGCAGACCGUCAAACGUGUACGUUUGUGAUGGAUCUGAAGCUGAAAACAAGAUGCUCAUCGAACUUCUGAUAGAAAACCGCACCAUCAUUCCGCUGCCAAAGUAUCAAAACUGCUAUUUGGCUAGGAGCAGUCCCAGGGACGUGGCCAGAGUAGAGAGCCGGACUUUCAUAUGCACUAAAAACCGGAGAGAUGCAGUCAACGUGCCAAGGGGUUCUGUCAAAGGUAUGCUGGGAAACUGGAUGAGUUUGGAAGAUGCAGACAAUGCGGUAGCCGAACGGUUCCCGGGUUGCAUGGAGGGUAGAACCAUGUACGUGAUACCGUUUAGUAUGGGUCCCCUGGACUCACCGUAUUCAAAACUCGGAGUGCAGAUCACUGACUCGGCUUAUGUUGUGUGCUCGAUGCGCAUCAUGACCAGGAUCGGUACCAAGGUGCUUGAAAAACUUGACUCACCUGACGACAGCGGUCAUAGUGCGGGUUACUUCGUUAAGGCCCUACAUUCAGUCGGCCGUCCUGCCGACGGUCCUGUACAACACGCACACUGGCCCUGUGAUCCCGACCGUACCAUAAUCCUGCACAAGCCUGAAAUGGAUGAAAUCAUCAGUUAUGGGAGUGGAUACGGUGGCAACUCGCUCCUGGGUAAGAAGUGUUUCGCAUUAAGAAUUGGUUCGUCGAUAGCUCGUCGUGAGGGUUGGCUUGCAGAACACAUGCUGAUUUUAGGCGUGACUAAUCCAAAGGGACGGAAACGAUACAUAGUGGCCGCGUUUCCCAGCGCCUGUGGCAAGACCAACAUGGCGAUGAUGCAGCCAACACUUCCGGGUUAUAAAGUAGAGUGUGUUGGUGACGAUAUCGUAUGGAUGCGAUUUGACCGGAACGGGCAGCUGAGAGCCAUCAAUCCAGAAUUUGGGUUCUUCGGCGUGGCACCUGGUACAUCUAGGACCACAAACCCUGUGGCUAUGGAUACGGUAUUCAAGAAUACGAUUUUUACCAACGUAGCACAGACUAGCGAUGGAGGUGUGUACUGGGAGGGCAUGGACAAAUUGAAGCCGGGAGUCACCGUUACCGACUGGCAGGGCAAUCCAUGGACACCCGGCAGCACACCGGCUGCGCAUCCGAACUCCAGGUUUUGCACACCAGCCGAACAGUGUCCGAUUAUCGACUCAGAUUGGCAGUCCCCAGAUGGUGUGCCAAUCGACGCCAUCUUGUUUGGUGGUAGACGUCCGUCGGGCGUGCCUCUGGUAUACGAGGCGUUUGACUGGAAGCAUGGCGUCUACGUUGGUGCUUCUAUGAAGUCCGAGGCCACCGCAGCCGCCGAGCACAGUGGCAAAGAAAUUAUGCACGACCCGUUUGCCAUGCGGCCGUUUUUCGGAUACAACUUUGGACAUUACCUGCAGCACUGGCUGUCGAUGGAGACCGCCUCACCAAACGUCAAGGUUCCCAAAGUAUUCCACGUCAAUUGGUUCCGAAAAGACGACCAAGGGAAAUUCAUGUGGCCCGGAUACGGUGAAAACUCUCGUGUAUUGGAUUGGAUUUUGCGCAGGAUAGAUAACGAACCUGGCACUGCGCAACCAACACCCAUCGGUAAUGURCCCACCCGUGGAUCGUUUAAUGUUCAAGGACUAAACGUGGACUUUGACGGACUAUUUUCCGUCCCCAUUGACUUUUGGAUUGAAGAGGCCAAAGAAGUGGCACAUUUCUUGUACGAACAAGUAGAUGAAGAUUUGCCAAAAGACAUACAAGACCAAAUAAACAACUUAUUCAGUCGUCUAAGUUUGUGUUCAAGAAAUUAACACUUCACACCCAACCUAACAUAUAGACUAUUUAAAUGUUCUAAUUUCUAAGUUAACGAUACACUAUUUUAGUUAUAAGUUUAUUUAUAUAAUAUGUCAUACUAAAUUAUUAUGUUUAUUUUUAUAAUUAUAUUUAUAUUCAA
Molecule: messenger RNA, 2287 nt
Organism: Diuraphis noxia (Russian wheat aphid)
Lineage: Eukaryota; Metazoa; Arthropoda; Insecta; Hemiptera; Aphididae
Product: phosphoenolpyruvate carboxykinase [GTP]-like
Biological process (GO): gluconeogenesis; oxaloacetate metabolic process; propionate catabolic process
Cellular component (GO): cytosol
Molecular function (GO): manganese ion binding; GTP binding; phosphoenolpyruvate carboxykinase (GTP) activity
Source: RefSeq, a predicted model, not a curated record